AUGGCGCCUGGCCACGUGACCCGGGGCAGUCGGAUUUCCGGCCGACGGGGGCGGAAGCCGAGGAAGACGCAGUCUCAGUCGUCGACGUUAGUCGCUGCCCUCGCCGCUAACGUUCUGUUAUGCGUGGCUAAAGUCAUGGUGAAAUGCUGCUCCGCGAUCGGAUGUGCUUCUCGCUGUUUGCCAAAUUCCAAGUUAAAAGGACUGACUUUUCACGUAUUCCCCACAGAUGAAAAUGUAAAGAGAAAAUGGGUAUUAGCGAUGAAAAGACUUGAUGUGAAUGCUGCAGGCAUUUGGGAGCCUAAAAAAGGAGAUGUGUUGUGUUCAAGGCACUUUAAGAAGACAGAUUUUGACAGAAGUGCUCCAAAUAUUAAACUGAAACCUGGAGUCGUACCUUCUAUCUUUGAUUUCCCAUCUCACUUACAGGGGAAAAAAGAACAGCUUCAUUGUAGGAAAAACUUCACCCUCAAACCCCUUCCAGUCACACACCACAAUCACAAGCUUGUUGGUGCUUCCUCGUGUAUUGAAGAAUUUCAAUCCCAGUUCAUUUUUGAGCACAGCUACAGUGUAAUGGACAGUCCAAAGAAACUUAAGUAUAAAUUAGAUCAUGUGAUCAGCGAGCUAGAGGAUACCAAGAAAAGUCUGCAGAAUGUUUUAGACCGAGAAAAGCGUUUCCAAAAAUCAUUGGGGAAGACAAUCAGGGAAUUAAAGGAUGACUGUCUCAUCAGCCAAGAAACAGCAAAUAGACUGGAAGCUUUUUGUUGGGAAUAUUAUCAGGAGAGCAUAGAAUGAGACUGUAUUUCAUGAAAUAAUUUCACGUUAUGUUUAACCUAAAAUUGACAUUGGUACAACUUUUUAGAAAAUAAUUCUUAUUUACCAUUAUUAAAUACUGUCUAUCAUUUAGAGUGUUCUUUGGGUCCUCUUCAGCAUUAAUAAGCAUUAUAGUUGUUAUCCAAAGACCAUUUUUUAAGACAUGCAGAAAUUUGUGUUAGUUCUCAUGUUUUGGUGUGACUUGUAACAAUUACGUUUUUAUAUAUCUAAACUAGUGCCAGGUCAUUAGUUGUAAAUUAAAAGAUCGAGAAAAUUCUCCAGACUAAGGAAAUGAUAUCAAAUCAGCCAUGUUAAGCUAUGGUAGUAGGAACUGAACACUUCUUCAGCAGCAGCAGAUUUUUUACUUCAAAGGAAUACUUUUACUAUUAUUUAUGUAGGUACUCUUUAUGGUAAAUAUGUUCAAUUAUACUUUAAAAUGUAUCUUACUAUAAAGCAGAAUUUAUUUAUAACACAUGUUGACUUUGGAUCUAGUCCAAGGUGUUUUGUUAUCAGUAAUACCAAAAGAUCUUUUCACAAGACAUCCCAUGGUACUGGCUCUAAGAACAGCAUAUGGUACAAAACUUUAGGCUUUUAAAGUUGUCCAGAGACAAGUUAAGAAGACUCCUGGACAAGGUCUUAGUUUUUAAAUAGAGUACAUUGUUCUUCCUCACUACUUUUAUGUAAACCUGUGUAGUUUUAAAAAAUUUUAGAAAUUUUCAUAAAUCUGAUUUUUCUAAUAGCUAGUUACUCUGACAAUUCCGAACAUUCUGGGUUUUUUUUACUGUCAUUUCAUCACAAAGGUAUAUCUUCAAAAUCUGAAUGCCAGUACUUUCAGUUUAAUGCUGCUUUAUAUUUUACAGAAAGUAAUAUUGCUGACACUUUCAAAAGUAUAAAAUAUAGAAGAAACUAUUUUAAAAGAAUGAUGUGUCUCUUCCAGUGGUAUUAGGAAUUGGAAAAAGGGUUAUAAUAUUUUCCUCUAAUUAGAAGAAUAGAUUACCAUUCAAGAGCUUUUAUAUAGAGAAAUCGGUAAGAAAAACAUCAGCUUUAUAAGUAGUUUCUGAGUACACAGAUAACUCUUAGCUAUUUUCUGAUUGAUCCAAGUGUCAGAAAUUUUGGUUUUCUCUCAGUUUCUUAGUAAAAGCAACUGAAAUUAAGAAACAUAAAAACUAUGGAUUAGAAUGCAAUGUACUAACCCAAAGUCAAAUUCUACUUUGAAGCAUAUGUACAUAUAUGAAUCUCAUUAAGGCAUCUAUGUUAUAGUAUUUAGAAUUUGAGUGUCAAUUAUUUCAAUGUGUUAACUAGAAAUGAACUACAUUUGUGCUAAAAUGUUCAUUAUAAUUUUGUUUGUGAUAUAUUAAUAUCAUUAAGGAUAUCGUCACUUGAAUUUUUUUAUAUUUAAGAAUUCUCCGUUUUAAUGCAUGUUAUAUUUUUAUAUAGGACUCCAAACCUUCUGUCUGAAUGGGAUUUUUACCCACAUUUGACGGAUCAGCAUUAUGCUAAGAAAUUUCUGAGGUCAUAUAUUUUUACUACCUUAAAAAAAACUCAUUAGUUACCCAUUAUUUAUGUUAUUUAAUUUUGAAUUCAUGAUGGACACUUAAGUGGGAAGUUUGGGAAUGACUUCUGUGACAAAUAUGGAGAUUUUUCUCUCUCAUCCUAUUUUUUCAAAUAAAGUCACUGGGCAGUGGAGAAAAGUAAAAGGAUAGAUCCAAAACAGUGUGUCCAAACUCUAGCUCUCUACAGGCUGCUUAAAAUAAAUCAAGCCCGGGAGACCUUACAAAAGCCAAGUCCCAGUUUCUGCCUCUAUCAGUUAACCAGUUACUCUUUUACUACUUGUGUUCAGAGUGAAUUCAGUCCUUGUGCUCUUUUUCAUUGGUCUUCGUAUCACUGAGCGAGAGAUAACUGUGGGGAAAUAUUGGUAUCAUCAAUGAAUUGGAGUACCCAUUUGCUCUUUAUUUUUAUGGAGAUGUGAUUACCAAUAGAAAUAUGACAUAACAAAGGCCCUCUCCACCUGCCACCCCAAACAUAUGUUUGACUACAGUAUAUACCUCAGUUCACAGUUCCCAGAGAACAGUUCUUAGCCUGGGGAAGAGCUGUUCUAUGCGGAGCAAAAUCAGUCAUCUCCCAUCCAGAGGUUCCUCCAGGAACCAAGGCCAGCCAAGGGUUUCCCUUCGUUUUAAGGCUCAGCGUGGCCUCUGGAUUCUGGAACAAACCAAUACAUCAGUUCAACCUCAGCCCCAAAUCGGGUGUGAAGGACAUGACAAGGCGUUUUUCUCCAUAUAAAGUUUAAAUCUUUAGACUUUGGUUGCUAAAGAUAAUCAUAAUUAUAACAUAGUCUUUAAAUGGAGGACAGAUGAAAUGUAUUAAAAUUUGUAUACUUAGUUUCCAUGAAAAAAUAAGAUUGUUACAGAAAUAACAGGGUUGAAGAAUCCAUUAUAUACUUGAAAAAAUAUUUUCUUCAGUAACAUGCUCUAUGUGGUUUUUAUACAUUUAGUUAUUCAAUAAAAUGAA
Messenger RNA from Pipistrellus kuhlii (Kuhl's pipistrelle), 3315 nucleotides. RefSeq names its product THAP domain containing 6 (gene THAP6). The transcript is spliced from 6 exons. Lineage: Eukaryota; Metazoa; Chordata; Mammalia; Chiroptera; Vespertilionidae. The record is from RefSeq and is a predicted model, not a curated record. The coding region runs from base 1 to 789 and encodes 262 amino acids.